AUGCACGCUUCCCGCAAGACACGCCAGUUUCCGAUUCUUGAGAACGUAGAGAUACAAAAAUACCCCACACCGUACGAAAUGCGAUUUUCGAUGGGUUCCUUUGUACUAUACCGCCAACACGGCUCAAACUCACCCCUUUGGCCGGGGGUGGUUUGUCCAGAUGAUGUCGCACCACAAGACUUCCUGGACACCAACCCUCGCACAUAUGUGCACUUGGUCCUACUCGUAGGGGAAAAACUGAACUUUUGUUGGGCACUCACCAGUGAAUUACAUGACUUUGACCCAUCUAUCCCAUUCACGGACGAAGAAACUGUGGAGAAUACUCCUGGUCUCGGCGAAGCUUUCGCCAUGUGCAAUGUUGCAAUUGAAGAAGACUUGGGUCUCGAUCACUGGAGAUGGCGCGUAGAAACUGAAACCACUGCUCUCUAUUCGGAUUCUGAAACUUUGCGCGCUGAGUCUAGCCCUUGCUCGAGCGAUGGUUUCGAUCAUUCGGAGAUACAGUUGGCAAUUCAACAGAGUCGGCUCGAUUUCGACGAAGCGAACAAGCACGCGUUCUCAUCUUCAUCAACUGCGCCAAGGAGUAUCAAACAAAGGGAUAAGGUUGUGAUUAUACUGGACUCUGAUGAUGAUGAUGAUGACCAAGGCCCACGCUUAGCUCAACCUUAUAAACCGUACCGUGCUGCGGUCACAGCUCCAUACACCCAGCGUCAUACAAACCAAUCCGCUAAAAUCCCAAGGGCUCCACGACAGGAAGACCCUUUCCGAUCUUCUUCCGUUGAACACGGACUCAACGGUUCUAGCCAUGUUUUUCGGUCCAGCAACUCACCAGCGGUGUCAGGCAACCGUCAGACUUUGCAGUUUACCCCGAGGACCUUUACCGACGGACUCGACCUCAAGAGACUUGACGAACACUCGAAUGUCCCAAAAAGCGACACCAUCGAAGGCGAUAUUGAGACGAGCAAAACACAUGUCCGAGUUCGAGUUGGGCCACAACAUGACGAACGCAUGCUCCUCAAGGCCAGCGUGUGGGACAAGCCCUACUUCAGAGAAUCCACUGCAGGCAUAAUGUACUUCAGCAUGGACGAUGACGGCAUGUUCGAACUCAAGCAUCCUAGCCUGGCAGACAUUGACCCCGACGACUUCACCUACAUUGCCGAAUACCUCGAGAGCGGCCAAUUCGGCUACGUGAAUCCACAGGGAGCCGAGCAAGAAAACGAGGCAUUCUCGGAGCUUGUGGCCGCCUGGACAGUAGCAGAAGUACUUGGCAUGGCCGAUAUGAUGGAGCAUAUGAUUGACAAGUUGCAACGCAUGGCACCAUGGGACUUGUGGCAUGUUAUGCUAUUCGCUUGCAACGUCUACACAGCGGCAGGUAUCUCUCUUCCUGCCCAGGAUAGGAUCAAAGAGAUGUUGGCCGGGAAUAUCGCGGAGAAUUAUUGGAUAUACAUAGAGGAUGAUUAUUUGAGCGCGGAAUUCGUGCAGCGGCUGAAGGAACUGCCGGAGUUGGAUAGAGAUGUGACUGUCAGGAGGGCGGAGUUAUUAAAUGAUCGAAUUUAG
Messenger RNA from Plenodomus lingam JN3, 1554 nucleotides. RefSeq lists its product as uncharacterized. Lineage: Eukaryota; Fungi; Ascomycota; Dothideomycetes; Pleosporales; Leptosphaeriaceae. The record is from RefSeq and is a predicted model, not a curated record.